This is a messenger RNA of Auxenochlorella protothecoides, 1608 nucleotides long. RefSeq names its product Putative tartrate transporter. Gene Ontology annotation, molecular function: transmembrane transporter activity. Lineage: Eukaryota; Viridiplantae; Chlorophyta; Trebouxiophyceae; Chlorellales; Chlorellaceae. Gene Ontology annotation, cellular component: membrane. Gene Ontology annotation, biological process: transmembrane transport. The record is from RefSeq and is a predicted model, not a curated record. The coding region runs from base 1 to 1608 and encodes 535 amino acids. The transcript is spliced from 5 exons.
AUGACGGAGCACGACAUGGCAGAGCGGGAAUGGACAAGUCCGGAGCAGACUGGUCCCCCUCCCCUCCCCCCUGACCUCGAACGCCGCGUGUUCUGGCGCGUCAUCCCCCUGCUCUUUGCCAUCGCAUACACCUCUCAGCUCGACAGGACCAACCUCGCCUUCGCGGCCCUGCAGCUGGAUGCAGACCUGGGCUUCUCGCGGACUGUGCACGGCCUUGGAUCAGGCACCCCUCGCCUGCUAAGCCUCUUCUUCAUCGGCUACCUGGCGCAGCUGCCGGCCAACGUGGCCUGCCUGACCUUUGGCGUGCGUCGCUGGCUGUCCUGCAUCCUGCUGGUCUGGGCCGUCGUGGCGGGGCUGGGCGCCGCCAUCCGCACCCGCGCCCACUUCCUCGUGCUGCGCUUCCUCCUGGGCCUGGCCGAGGCGGGCACCUUCCCCGCCAUCUACUUCCAGCUGGCCCGGUUCUACGACGCAGACGGGCUGGGCCUGGCCUACACCUGGGUGGCGACGGCUACCGCGGUGGCGGGCCUGACCGGCGCCCCGCUGGCGGCCGGCCUGCUGGCCCUGGACGGCCGCGGCGGGCUGCGCGGCUGGCAGUGGCUCUUCCUGUUGGAAGCGGUCCCCGCCUGCCUCCUCUCAGUCGCGGUGGCCCUGGCCCUGCCCUCCCCCGCCGACGCUGGCUGGCUGUCGGCAGGGGAGCGGUCCGCGCUCCGAACGCGGGUGCGCUGGGCACAGGCAGGGCAGGGCGCACUGGAGCUGGUGCCACGCGAGGCUGCCGUCGCCGGGGCGGGGGCACACGACGCCGAGGCCCCGGCGUCCGAGGACCGCGCCGACGAACUGCCCCUGCUGGCGUCGGAUGGGGGACCCCGGCGUGGUUCUGCGCCGGUCAAGACUCAGGGCAAUGAGGUGGGCGGCGUUGGCGACGAAAACGGCAGUCGGGCGGGCACGGCGGCCGCGCUGCGCGCCGCACUGCGCGACGUGAGGCUGUGGUGGCUGGGGGGCAUCCUGCUCCUGGUGGACGCCGCCAUGAACGCGGUCAACUUCUGGCUGCCCCAGAUCAUCCGCGCCUCGCUCAGGGCCGGCAUAGUGAAUGGGGACGAGGGAGGCGAGGCGGGCGCCGAAGCGACCUCCCGGCAGCAGCGGCUCGACGUCAAGGCAUCGCUCCUGGCGGGGCUGCCCUUCGCGGUGGCUGGCGUGGGCAUGGUGCUGAAUGCGCAGCAUGCACAGCGGCGCCACGAGCGGCGGCUGCACACCGCCGUCCCCCUCGUCGCGGCGGCGGGCGCCCUGGGGCUACUCCCGCUGACAGCCCUCCUGCUGGGCACGGCUGGCACCGUGGCCGCCCUCACGGCCGGGGCCGCCGGCAUCUGGGCGGUCCAUGGCCCCUUCUACUCCUGGCCGUCUGCCUUCCUGGACGCGCAGACCGCGUCCCUGGGCUUUGCGCUGGUCAAAUCGCUGGGCGCUCUGGGCGGCUUCUGCGGGCCGCUGGUCGUGGGCGUCCUGGCGGAUGCCGAGGGCGGCGAUUUCGCGGGCGGUGCCUUCUUCCUGGCCGCCGUCGCGCUGCUUGGAGCGGGCAUGACUCUGGGUGAGAGAGGCUGCCGGGACUGUCCCUGA